AUGUCCGCCGCCUUGCACCUGUACGAGUCACCCCUCCCCGCCCCGCCGGCGCCGGGCGAGAAGCCCUCCGACGCCUUCCUGGCGGACCUCGCCGCCGAGAGCCAGCGGCUCGAGUCGGCCACGCCCGACGAGAUCCUCGCCUGGGCCCACGAGCGCUACGCGCCGGGCCUGGCGAUGGGGACGGCGUUCGGCCCCGAGGGGUGCCUCCUCCUGUCGCUGCUGCCGAAGCACGCGCCGACGACCUACGUCUUCAACCUCGACACCGGCUACCAGUUCCAGCAGACGCUCGACCUGAGGGACCGUAUCGUGGAGAAGUACGGCCUUGAGAUCGACAUGCUCCAGCCGGAGCUGGCGGUCCCCGAGUACGAGGCGCUUCAUGGGGGACCGCUCUAUAAGACCGACCCCGACCGCUGCUGCCACGACCGCAAGAUCAAGGUCCUGGAGCGGGCCGCCGUCGGACGCACCGCCUGGAUGAGCGGCAUCCGCCGCGACCAGUCGGCCGUCCGCGCCAAGCAGCCGAUCGUCGCCUGGGACCGCAAGUUCCAUCUGGUGAAGAUCAGCCCCCUGGCGAACGCCACCAAGCAAGGCGUCUGGACGCGCCUGCUCAAAGAGGGCGUCCCCUACAACCCGCUGCACGACGAGGGCUACCCCAGCAUCGGCUGCUGGCCCUGCACCCAAGCCGUCACUCCCGGCGCGAAUGGCGCUGACGACGGCGACGAGCGCGCCGGCCGUUGGGCGGGCAAAGCCAAGACCGAGUGCGGGCUGCACACGGAUGGAAGCGGGAUUUGA
Symbiodinium sp. CCMP2456 is the source of this 789-nucleotide messenger RNA. The record is from the annotation of a GenBank genome assembly. Lineage: Eukaryota; Dinophyceae; Suessiales; Symbiodiniaceae.